This is a messenger RNA of Cryptomeria japonica (Japanese cedar), 597 nucleotides long. RefSeq names its product putative leucine-rich repeat receptor-like serine/threonine-protein kinase At2g24130. Lineage: Eukaryota; Viridiplantae; Streptophyta; Pinopsida; Cupressales; Cupressaceae. Bases 1 to 597 code for a protein of 198 amino acids. Gene Ontology annotation, molecular function: protein kinase activity; ATP binding. Gene Ontology annotation, biological process: protein phosphorylation. The record is from RefSeq and is a predicted model, not a curated record. The transcript is spliced from 2 exons.
AUGGCAUAUUUACACCACGAUUGUUCUCUUCCUGUUGUUCACUGUGACUUGAAACCCUCAAAUGUUUUAAUGGAUGAGAACAAGACAGCCCAUGUGGCCGAUUUCGGGAUUGCCCGUCUAAUGUCUUCCACCGAUUCUGCAAGCAGCAAAUAUGGAUUGCGGGGCCAAGUCUCGACCAAGAGCGAUGUUUUCAGUUUUGGUGUGGUCAUCCUUGAAAUGGUGACAAGUAAGAGGCCCACAGAUGAUAUGUUCACUGGAAACAAAGCUUUGCCGAAUUGGGUGAGAACAACGUAUCCUGAAGCACUGGAGAAGGUGGUGGACAGAGAAAUGGUAGGUGAUGAAUGGCGUGUGGAGGGAUCCAUUGAAUCCACAGAGCAAGGUAGCUGGCUGACUAGUUUGAUUGGAAUGGCGCUGCGGUGCACUAGAUAUAGUCCAGCGGAAAGACCAACAAUGAGAGAAGUGGAGGGUGUACUUGAACGAAUUGUGAAUGGCGCAGCAUAUGGCAAUUUAGAGGGAUAUCCAUCAGUGCAGAGUUUAUUAAUUUCAGGAUAUGGUUUCAGCCAUUUAAAUAGCGGCACAUCAUCUUCAUCCAGUUAA